This is a messenger RNA of Paramecium pentaurelia, 2351 nucleotides long. Lineage: Eukaryota; Ciliophora; Oligohymenophorea; Peniculida; Parameciidae. The record is from the annotation of a GenBank genome assembly.
AUGAUUAAUUAACAGCCAAUUGAGGAUUUGGAUUCUGAUGAUAUUGAUGUCAUUUUUAGAAGAAUCAAAAUAAUAUUCUUUUUUAGUUUAUUGCAAUUAAAUGUUUCAGGAGGAUUGAUAUACUUACAUCUAGGCUUCAUUUAUUAUAUGAUAAUUGAUGGAAUUGCAAUAGUUUAUUCAAUCUUGUUGUAAGCCAUCCUAUAUAAAUUAGAGAAUGUAUUGGUCCUAUGAUUAAAAUAGAAAAACUAUUUAAGCAUAAUAACAACAUAUAGAAACUACAAACAAUUUCUUAACUAGAUUUUAAUUAGUUUUUAGUGUUACUUUGACAACAGUCUUUAUAUAUGAAUUUAUGGGAUUUCUACUAAUAACAAUCUAAGAGUAAACUAUUCAAGACUUAUUUAUUUUCUUAAUAAUAAUUGGAUUUCUACUCUAAAUUUUAAUCUAAAUUGUAAUUUUGUUAACCAAUAGUUACUUCUGUAAAUCACCAAAUGUAUUAAGAUUAUCAAUAUAUUUUUAAAGGUAUAUAUGAAUAAUAAUAUUAUUUAAGUCUUACACUUUCUCUAUUGAUAUUUUUAAGUUGGAUUAGAAUAUAUUAGGUGUAAGAAUUACCUAAAUAACUAUAAACAGCUGAUUAUUGGAUAGAAUGGAAUACAUUACUCUAAUUACCAACUCUUUUAUUUUUGGCUAUAUCAAUCUUAUUCAAUUAUUUAGGUAAUAAAAAAGCUUAUAAUAUUUUGGGAACUAUAUUUUUGCUAUUAUCAAUACUGCACACAGUCUUUGGUUGUUUAGUUAUUAGAAAUGCAUAAUAUUGGGUUCCAGUAAAUGAUUAAUUGCCUUUAAGAGCAUUACAUAAUGAUAUUAUUUAAGAUUUGGGUUGUACAAAAUAUAUCAAAAAUGAUGAAUGUCCAUUAUUGUAUCAAGUUGAGGCAUGGGAAUAGAAUAAUUAAUUGAAAUGUGUAUCUAAGGAUUGUGAAGAAAAAGCGAUUAAUUAUAUCAAGAAUCUAAAUUUACAAUUGGGUUUAGUGUUUCUUUUUGAAGCUACAUUACUUUUUAUGAAUACAUAUGCUAUGUAUACAAUUUCAGUCAAAUAUUAAAUAAAUAAAUUACUUAAUCCUCUAACUUAGAAGAUUAUUAUUGGCAUAUUCUUUUUAACAAUAAUUAUUGGGAUUGUUUGUUUAGAGUCAAUACCAUAACCCAAAAUUUAGACUUAACCUUCUAUGGAUUAUUUAAUUGAAUCAGAUAUGUUACCUGAAUUUGAUUAAAUUAAUUUUAUUUAAAUUCCAAAUAGUUUUAAUAUAUCAGAUUGUUAAAUUGUCAAAAACAUAUAAAAAAUUAAUGAAUUUCAAGCAAUUAAUUGUGAUACAAAUUGCGAAUAAGAAUAAUUCAUUAUUUCAUUGACAAGUUAAAAUAGUUUAUUUAAAUAAUUAGAACCUAAUUCAGUAAAAACGUUUAAUUAAGAAUUUACAAAUCAAUAUUUCAACAAAAAUGAUAUGCAACAAUAAAUUGUAAUUAAAGGAAAUAAAAAUGAAGUUAUUGAAGGGAUUAAUCAUAUAUAAGUUUGUUCUGAUAAUUCUUAAAUAUAAAUGGAAUUUUCUAUUUAUUAGGUUAAAGAAUAAAAAAGUAGAUUACUUUAAAGUAAUUCAUAAUAAUAAUAAAAUAAGUUAUUAAAUGUUGAAUUAAAAUUCAUAGAUAUAUUAAGCAAUAGAUUAAUUCGAAAAGGAACAUUAAGAGUGUAUAAAGAAUUCAUAUAAUGUUCUCACAUAAAAAAUUAACCAUAUUUUGAAUAAUCUAUUAAUGAUGAUAAUGUUAUAUAUAAUGUCAAAAAAGGUUCAUAUUUAACUAUUCUAUUUUAAAAUGAAAAAUAUUUUGAUUAUUGUGGAAAUUUCUAAGUUUUAGAAAAGCAAUUAACUAUAAAUGCUUUUAGAUUAAAUAACAAUAAAUUUAAUAUAAUAGUUAAGUGGUAGGAUGAAUAAGAAUUACCAGUUUACUUAAUUGCUAAUCAAAAAAUCGGAAAACAUAUUAAUUGUUAAGUUGGUGGUUAUUUCACUGGGUGUUCACAUAUCAAAAGCAAAUAAAACAAGAAUUGUAAGAAUUAGUUAAUAUUAUUAGAUUCUUUACUUUAAUUUUAAGAAUAUUUGAAUAAUGCUAUUAUAUUCUUGUAAGAUUAUUAAGUAGAUAAUUAUAAUUCUUUAGAUUUAUCUAUAAAUAUAUAUUAUAAUGGUGUCUCAUAUACAAGAUAUAUAAAUUAUUAAAGAUCAUAAAUCUUAAAAAUAUUAUGCAUUGAUAAUCAUGGUGAUUUUAAAAUUAUUUAAGAUAUUGAUAAUAAUAAUUUAUACCCAAAGACUUGUUGA